Molecule: messenger RNA, 995 nt
Organism: Rubroshorea leprosula
Lineage: Eukaryota; Viridiplantae; Streptophyta; Magnoliopsida; Malvales; Dipterocarpaceae
Source: the annotation of a GenBank genome assembly
UGCGAGCUUCUCACCACCUUGGUGCUUCUCCCUGGUUUUUUCAGGGCCCCUCUUCCUCUACUUCUUAUCCUUUGUUUCGAUUUCCCUAUUCCCUUCUUGGAUCUUGGCGCAGAGUAGAGAUCGGGGCGCAGGCAGUGAAGGGACCUGGUGCAGAGCAAGGCUGGUGCAGGGCGUGUGCGCGGGGCGCGAGUGUGGGGGUGGGCAACGGCACAAGUUUGGGGCGCGGCAAGGGCAGGGGUGUGAUGCAGCAGGCGGCUCGUCUAGGUGCAGCAGGCGGCUCGUUUUGUGGGUGGACCCUGUGUUUUCCAGAUCUAGAAGAGCUUUGGUUCCUGCACAUGCUGAGCAUCAUAUUCCCUUUUGAAACAAUGCAAUCCACUAUUGCGAUGCCUCUGUUUUGCUUAGAUCUAGGAUAUCCGAGUGGUAGGCAUUGGAGGCUGAUUGGGUUUUUCGGUCGUAAGCCAAAGGAAAAGGAUGAAGUUGGUAAAGUCGCUAUGGGGAAGAAUGCUGCUUCAGUCUUAAAAGGGGCUCUAGUUCCCUUAUUGAAAUUUGGCAACAAGGGCUUGCAAAGGAUUGGAAUAGUUAAGGCAUGGUUGGGAGCCCGGGGCAACAAGAGAGGUGCCUGGGUUGAUCAUGGCCCUCCUAUUUGAUUGAAACUGUUUUAGGGACGACAUAUAGUGGGUUGGGGACUGCUGAUGUCGAAUUUUCCCUGCUCUCCCCGCGAAGUUGGCUAAAUAGGUGAAGACGUCCAGUAGUUUCCGACACUCAUAGCGACCUCCUUUUCUACUUUUGUAGCCCUAUUUUGCCCAUACAGCGAUUGUAGUUACAAUCUUUAGUUGCAGAUGGCCCUCCCCGCUUAAUUGUCUAGAUAUGUCAUGGGCAUAGUUUAAAUCUGUUACUAUGCUGUAGGUUAUGCUUCUGUCCUUAACAUGGCUAUAAUGCUUUGCUAGAGAUUUCAUCUGUAAUCUCUUUAUAUUUAAUAUAAUUCUCUAUUUUUU